GGAGCAUUUCAGUUUGCAUUCACUGCUCCAUAAUAUCAAAUGGAUAGUAAGUAACUCUUCAUUCAGAGUUUGUUUAAUGUGCAUAUAUUGAUGAAGGAAUAUAUCUACAGUGAAUACAGUCAGUCUUAAUAAUUAGAGGAUAUUAUGUACAUGUUUUCUAUGAUAGGCAAUAAUAUACAGCAGUUGUAUUCGAUUUGGUUUACGCUGUUGUCUUACCAAAAUUGUUUAGAGAUCUCAAAUGACUGACAUAACUGGCUGAGUGUGAUGACUUAUGUACAGAAACUGCUGUUAGUAGGGGAAAGAGGUUGAAUCAAGUAAUGCUUAGGGUGUGAGGGGUCUGUAAUGGUUUUCCUUGCCCCUGUUUCUUGACUUUGAAGGUGUACAAGUCGAUAUGGCCCCAGUUAUAUUUUCUGCAGACUUAACUGUCUGUUUAAGCCUGUUCCUGUCUAGACCUUACCAUGAGUGAUGUGCAGAGGACAAACUCAGUAACAGCACUAUAGAACAGGAUCAACAGCUAAUUCUCAUCACUGACACAGGGAGUAACUUUGUACUUGUAAUGGAGUCUAUGUAACAGUGCCACUUCUGUUCCUGGGAGAUCCCAGAAUGUUGCUCGUUUCCACAGCCAGCAUAUUACUGUUGAGUAUGGUGAGCUGGGGGAGUGUGUGUGUGUGUGUGUGAAGUCCACUGUCAUCUCCACAUUUACAAUAUACUUGUAUCAAGCUUCAAAGCAGUGUAAUUCAAUACAAUACAGCACUGUCUGAAAAUAGUUAAAUCAUUGUGUCAGCAGAAUUACCAUGAAAAAUUAUUAAAAUUAAGCGCUGACCUUACAAAGGCAAUUCAUUGCAAAAGCAUUGUAUAGAACUACAGUACAUUGCUCAAGUGUCACUUUUACUGUGUCCAUCCUGUUCUUCUUACAACAUAGAUGGUAUUCUUAUAAUAUUAAGUUAGGACAACCUUAUUUUGCUUUGCCCUCCCUUGGUCACGUGUGGUGCAAGAUAAUAUUAAACAUUUAGAAUGCAGUUGUGUUAUUGCAGAUUGCACUGUCCGCUGUUGUAAUUAUCCUCUCAGUCUCUUGGUGACGCUCUUUUAUAAUGCCUGACUCAUGGAUGCUAUGGCGUGUCUCCUAUCUGUGUCAGUGGAACUGGAGUAUUGGGUUAGAGCCGAGGGCUGUGUAUGCAUGAAUGUUUGUGUUUGUGUGGAUGUGUAUGAGGGAGAGAAGGAGAGAGAGAGUGGGUUAGAGAGAGAGAGUGAGGUCGAGAGAGAGAAGGAGAGAGAGGUAGAGAAAGAGAGGGAAAGAGAGAGCCGUGGUGAAAAGGGGAUAGAGAGAGGAAUCCAAGCUGACGGCUUCCCUAAUAGAGCAUGAGUAACUCAGCUAGAGAAGCAGGGAUUCGUUGGAUUACAGCAGCAUUUUCAGUUCGAUAUUUGGAUGUACAUGUUUAGGAUUUAGCUAUAAUGUCGACAGCAAAUUUGUUUCUGAAAGCAUGUUUAAUAAUGGACCAGCGAAUAAAAUUUAAAUGGUGGCUGAAUUAUUUAUUGUUUACCCUCCUUUUUGGUGUUUCUUUUGGAGAAGUCCGUUAUGUUCUUCCAGAGGAGAUGCAGCGGGGGUCGGUUAUCGGGAACGUUGCUCGGGAUCUGGGGCUGCGAGUGACGGAGCUUGCUGCUCGUCGCGCCCGGGUUGUUGCAGAGGGAACAAGCCAGCUGUGUGAACUGGACACUGCGUCAGGCAGUCUUUUGAUCAGCCAACGGAUAGACCGAGAGGAGCUUUGCGCGCAAGCAACUGUCUGCAUCUUACAGUAUCAGCUCUUACUUGAGGAUCCCCUUCAAGCAUACAGCUUAGUUUUGGAUAUUGCAGAUAUAAAUGACAACAGCCCAGUUUUUGCUGCAGGAGAGAUAAACCUAGAUUUAGUGGAAUCUACAGUUCUAGGGAGGCGCUUUCCGUUGGAGAGCGCGCAUGACCCCGAUUUGGGCAUCAACUCUGUCCGUGAAUAUAAACUGAGCCCGAAUGAUCAUUUUGCACUGGAAAUGAGUUCUCAAAUAAAUGGCAAUGCUUAUCCGGAGCUAGUCCUUAAAAAGGCCUUGGACCGGGAGGCACAGGCUGAACAUGUACUGAAAAUCAAUGGAAUUGACGGGGGAAAUCCGGUCAGAUCAGGAACUGCUUCUAUCCACAUCCGUGUUUUGGACGCCAAUGAUAAUGUCCCAGUUUUUAGCCAACGAGUUUACAAAGCUUCUGUACCAGAGAACUCGGCCGUGGGAACUGUCAUAGCAAAACUGAAUGCCACGGACUUAGAUGAAGGUGUUUAUGGAGAGAUAACGUACUCUUUCAGUCACCUGUCAGACAAGACUGGAGGAGUUAUUGAAAUGAACCCUCAGAGUGGAGAAGUACGGGUGACAGGGCUCAUUGACUAUGAAGAGGCUAGUACGCACGAGCUGGACGUUCAGGCUAAAGAUGGCGGCGGUCAGGCCUCUCACUGUAAACUUAUAAUUGAUGUAAUUGAUGUAAAUGAUAAUAAACCCGUGAUAGAAAUAAAAUCAGCCUCUGCUAACGUAGCUGAAGACUCUAAGCCAGGAACUAUGGUUGCUCUGAUUAACAUUUAUGACCUGGACACUGGAAGCAGUGGGCGUGUCACGUGCACAAUCUCAGACAAUGUUCAAUUUAAAUUUGUAUCAGAGGUGAAAAACUACUACAUGUUAGUUACUGACGGAUUAUUAGACAGAGAACUUCAACCAGAGUACAACAUCACAAUCACGGCCACUGAUGCGGGCUCUCCCUCACUCUCCAGCGUAAAAGUUCUAACAAUCAUGGUUAAUGAUAUAAAUGAUAAUCCCCCGACUUUUACACAGAGCGAGUACAAUGCCAACAUUUUGGAAAACCAACCAAUUGGCACGUUUGUGAUGAAAGUGAAAGCAGAGGACACUGACGAUGGAUCUAAUGCUAGAAUACUGUACCAAAUAUCAAAGGACUCAAAUUCUGAAGCGUCCUCUUUUCUCACCAUCAACUCAGAAACAGGGCAGCUCUUCACAUCACGUCGUUUUGAUUAUGAACAGUCAGUUCACUUCCAAAUUAAGGUGAUAGCUCGAGAUGGAGGCGACCCUCCACGCUCCACCACCUGUACCAUAAACGUUUUUAUUAAGGACCAAAAUGAUAAUACACCUGUUGUCCUAUAUCCUGUCCAAACCACCGGGUUCAUUGCUGAAGAUAUGGUGCCAGUAGAAGCACCUAGAGGGUACCUGGUCACUAAAGUGGUAGCUGUGGACGCAGACUCUGGCCAUAACGCCUGGCUUUCUUAUAGAAUAAUCAAAGCAACGCGACCUAAUCUGUUUACGGUAGGCCUGCACACAGGGGAAAUCAGAACAGCGCGAGCUUUCAUGGAGGACGAUGAACCGAAACAAACUGUUGUCGUUUUAGUAACGGAUAACGGGUCGGAAUCUCUCUCCGCCACUGCUACUGUCAGUCUCUUGGUGACGCUCUUUUAUAAUGCCUGA
Molecule: messenger RNA, 3483 nt
Organism: Lates calcarifer (barramundi perch)
Lineage: Eukaryota; Metazoa; Chordata; Actinopteri; Centropomidae
Product: protocadherin gamma-A2-like
Exons: 1
Coding region: 1453-3483 (676 amino acids)
Biological process (GO): homophilic cell-cell adhesion
Cellular component (GO): plasma membrane
Molecular function (GO): calcium ion binding
Source: RefSeq, a predicted model, not a curated record